GGCGCUGCGGUCACAUGACUCCGCGCCGGCCGGUCGUUCAGUCGCCUCACGCUUCAACGUUUCGUACUCGUGUUGUAACUUGUGAGCCUGUGACUUGUGCUGUUUUGUGAUAGAUGAGUGUGAUUGUGAUGAUAUCGUGUUCCACUGUGAAUUUUGAAUAUGGAAACGCAUCAUUACUGGGAGGAGAACGGGCACACCGUUAAAUACGACAACUACAACUCAAACGAUGGUUUCGGGCGACCAGGGGAGGUGCACUACGCGCCGCCAUCAGAGGACGAGGCGGAGUACCCGCAGGGCGCCUACCUCAAGAAGGGCAAGGUCUCGAGGCAAGACCCGAUGUCGCAUCGGAUUAUCGAGAAGCGGCGGCGAGAUCGGAUGAACAACUGUCUGGCGGAUCUGUCCCGUCUCAUACCGCCAGAGUACUUGAAGAAAGGCAGGGGAAGGGUUGAGAAGACUGAAAUUAUAGAAAUGGCUAUUCGCCAUAUAAAGUUCUUACAGGAUAGAGUUAAUGCUGCUGAGGGCCAGGCGCCGGAGCCCUAUAGGGUGGGGUAUCAGGAGGCGGUCGGCGAGGCGGUGAGAUUCCUGGUGGAAGUUCAGGGGUUCGGCCCCGCUGACGGCUUGUGCGUGCAGAUGGCGGCGCAUCUACAACGACACUGUGAGAUUGUUACUAAAGCAAACGGAAGCGUUCCCCGGGAGAAGAUCAGGUCCCACAUCGGCGGUUCCUCGUCGGAGACGGCGAGCUCGUCCAGCAGCUCGCACGGCUACGUGAUGAAGGGCGUGAUCCAGCGGCCGGAGCCCCCGCCCUUCUCGGAGCCCUACGAGCCUGAACACCCCGCGGACAUGUACCAGAUGGAGUGUGAUAGAAUGCCAGUCCCGCUGUUGCCAGUGGACUUGCCGGCGGACGAGCCCCUACCUCUCGACAGGCAUAAGCGCGACUUACGCAAAGUGCGCAAGCCCGACCACGAUGACUACUUACACUCCUACAAGUUUAAGAAUUCCAUAGAGCGACGGUUUUCAAGGUCGCAAGAUUCGGAGGCAGCUGAGAAUGGUACGCGUGGUCCUCGCGCGUUCACGAAGCGGCGGCGUGCGAAUAAACCCGUACCGGCGUCGACGUCGGCAUCCACUUCCGGUUCCACGGAGGACGCUAGAGACACUUCGCCACAGGACACGUCGAGCGAGUCGCCGCACCACCACCAGUAUGAGAAGCCGCUGCCUACGGCGCAGCAGUUGGUACCAGUUUUCGCGUUGAAUGCGAUAGGUAAAUACUACGUGCCGCUAUGUGUGGAGCGCGCGUGUUUAUCGCGGAACGGCGCGUGGGAGGGCACGGGCGCGGCGCCCCUUCACCCCGUCACCAUCCACGUCAACUUCACACCGUGCGGCGCUUGCGUCAAGCGCGAGCCGGAUUGGCGCCCCGGAUAAACUGCUAAAGCCAGGAGAUAACUGGUGCUAAGCCAGUACAAUUAAAAGUAGCUUGUCUACUCCAGUAUCCCAGUAGCUCAACGGUUCGACGCCUAUGUUAUACAACGGAUGGAUAAAGGUGUUAAUGCUGGAUACACGGUGCGAGCUGCUUAGCCAGUAGCAGUGGAUUUAUAAAUAUGUCGUAUUUGCCUAGGGGCGGCAGCGUCCUGGGGGGGGGGGGGGGGUCUGCGAGUUGCUGCGUUGCCGCGUCAAAUAAUAAUCUGUCCCGCUCGCACUAUACAUAUACUCCCUAUACUCUUGCGAGAAGUGCAGAGGGCGAGAUUUCUUCGGCGCCAAGGGUGCUGGUAGUGCUAAAAAGGCGGCGCCCCUUUUUAUCCCCUCCCCCCUACGCCGCUACUGGUUGCGAGAACUCUGUACUCUGAAAAAGUCGAGUUAGCUCGACGAAGGUUGUAAUGUGGUAAAUAAUCGCGAACAUUGCCCAUAAGAAGCUCGCUGGGUAUCUUAUGAGAAUACGCGAUAGCCUGAAGAGAGACAAAAAACCAUGGAUAUGGUGGUGAUGUCAGGUUUGAGAACAAUAUCCAGAGUGACGUGUAGUACUAAAAUAGCCACUGCCUGCUUUAAAGGUGACAAUUUUAAACAUUUAUACAAGUGGGUACAGAACUAGUCUAUAGGCUGCUACAUUUCUAACUUGGUGACUUCUAGAAUUCCAGAAUAAAUUGUACAAGUGUUAUAGUUAAUAUAAAAAAGAUACAGUUAUUAGAUAAUAAAAAUUAUAUUAGGUGUUGCAGAAUAUAACCGUAUUUUAAUAUUGGACCAUGACGGUAAUCAAAAAACUUAGCUGAGAAUAGUUUAAAAACUUUGGGAUUGUUAAUGCAUAUUAAGUAUAUCUAAGAAUACCAAUAAUCCAAACCAGGAAACAAGUCAUAAAACUUUAAAUUACGACACUCACGGAGGUUUAGUGACUUCUUAACUUUUAAAAUGUAUAAAUAAAGUCAAAAUCUUAGUUAACAUAAGUA
Molecule: messenger RNA, 2435 nt
Organism: Aricia agestis (brown argus)
Lineage: Eukaryota; Metazoa; Arthropoda; Insecta; Lepidoptera; Lycaenidae
Gene: cwo
Exons: 9
Coding region: 160-1419 (419 amino acids)
Biological process (GO): regulation of neurogenesis; anterior/posterior pattern specification; regulation of transcription by RNA polymerase II
Cellular component (GO): nucleus
Molecular function (GO): RNA polymerase II cis-regulatory region sequence-specific DNA binding; protein dimerization activity; DNA-binding transcription factor activity, RNA polymerase II-specific
Source: RefSeq, a predicted model, not a curated record